Messenger RNA from Schistosoma rodhaini, 2174 nucleotides. Lineage: Eukaryota; Metazoa; Platyhelminthes; Trematoda; Strigeidida; Schistosomatidae. The record is from the annotation of a GenBank genome assembly.
GAGGAUUUAUUUACCGCUAUAUAAUCAUGGUAAUCCAUGGCAACAUAUAACUACCAUGACAAGUUUUUCAUAUCACUUCUUGAUGUUGUUGCCUAUUUCAUUCAAUUACAUAACACUUAGCUUAGCCAAUAGUCAUUGCAGCGGUUAUAACCAAGACGAUUUCAUUGCAACCCAAAUGUACAAUUACGUGUAUAUUUUUGGUAUGUUCUUUGUUACUUGUCAACAAAUAUAUACCUGCGGUGCAAUUUUCUCACUGCUUCAACAAUGCCCUACUAGAAAAUACUAAAAGUCACAUUAAUGCUCAGUAAACGCUCUUGACUUUAAUGCUCCAUUAUGUCUAAUUUUUGUAAUUGCUACUAAUUAUAAAUUUUUUGGAAUACUGAAAUAUGCCGAAUAAAAACUCUUUAUUUUCGUAAAAGAGUCUUGGAAUCAUGCAUACUCAUCAGCACAAAAGUAUUUCUAACAUAUGUGUUUAAGUAGUGACUUUAUUUCGCGGGCUAUAUCAAAUAAUUAUGGGCAAUGCAGUGCAUGCAUCCACUCCCAAGGAUGAUGUAUUUGCUGAGCCUGAACCAACAAAAUCGCAAGACAGUCCAAACGUCGAAGGCCCUGGAACUGUUGAGAACAUUCACAAUAAAGCCCAUGACAUAUUCCCCGUGCCUUUUGAGGGUGGUAGAUUAGUUGUUAAUAAAGGACUUUCCCCCAACUUCCAAGUUAACCACUCUCUUUCACUAAAUUCCGAUGAACAAUCUGGUUACCGUUUCGGUGUUACGUAUGUCGGGCACAACAAAGUUUCAGAUACGGAAAGUUAUCCGGUUUUGAUGGGUGAACUUCAGCCCAGUGGAAAUAUGCAGGCUCAAAUAAUUCACCGAAUGUUUCCUUCAAUAUAUGUUCGCUAUAUUGCUCAGCUUCAACGUCACCGCUUCGGUGGACAACAAGCUUGUGUAGAGUAUCGUAAGCCAAAAGUUCAAACGUCUUUAACUCUUAUCAAUCCUGAUGUUGGUCGUGGUCAGUGUAUGGUUGCGCUAGAUGUAAUGCGUCAAAUCACGAAACGAUUAGCUCUUGGAAGUGCUUUCUUUUACCAAUGCUCUCCACAGCUGCCUGCAGGGCAAGACGGCGUUUUUAGCUUUGGUGCAAAGUACACAUCUUCACAUUGGCAAGGUGCUGCAACUAUCCGACCAUGGCAGAAUUCACUUCACGGUAGUUUCCAUAUUCAAAUUGACGACAAUCUCCAGUUGGCAGCGGAGUUCGAAUCUAAUUAUCAACAACAAUCAAAUACUACCACUUUAGGUUACAAAUAUGAUAUUCCCAAGGCGAAUUUCACCUUCAAAGCACAAAUAGACUCCAACGGGAACAUAGCUUCCUCUUUCGAAAAAAAAUUAACUCCAUUUCCUUUCACAUUUUCUCUUUGUGCAAUGUGCAACCAAGUAAAAGCCAAAUACUCUUUUGGCAUUGGACUUAUGGUUGGUUAGGAUUUUAUGUUCUUGUUUUGUGCAUAUGCCCGACUUUCCCCCUCUGAAUGCACAAUCUAGCUACUAGAUAAUCUUCAAUUUUAUGUGACCUUGCUGAUCGUUUUUGUAAAUAGUCGAUUAUUUAUUCUAAUCUGUAAUCACUAGCUUGUAAUACAAGCCUUGAUUUUGCAGCGGUGUUCCUGAGUGAGAUCAUGCAUGUCAUAAUUCACAUUAGUCAGCCAGUCAUGUAUUAUGAAUAAAAUUAAUAUCUUUGUAAGUAGAUUUUCAGUUUUUCCUUAAUACUUUGGGGCUGGCUUGUCAUCAAUCUUCAAGAAUAGAAAUGUGAUUUGUAAAGUCAAAGGGAAACUAUAACUUUCAGUAUAUAGCAGUAAAGUUGGUCGUCUUGUUCUUCUGAUAACUCUUUAGGUUAAUUGUCAUAAAUUCCCAACAAAGCGGCAAAUAAUUUGUUGUUUUUAUGGAUCUAGUGUUCGAAUUGUGAUAUAAAGUCUACGUUUUACGGUUACAUUCAUCUGACCUAUAUCUUAUUGUUGGUAAAGCAAAUCAGGAAGCUUUGUCUUUAUAGCACGUGGGCUCAAAUCGCGGUAUUGUCUCUAUUUUCAUCACUAGAUUGAACUCGCCUGAACAACCAUGAUAAAUGUUAGCUUGUAUCAGCUGAUAAGUAGAUAUAUAUAAACCAGAUUUCAGCGGAGGAAGAAAUCAGGAAGA